Messenger RNA from Symsagittifera roscoffensis, 3799 nucleotides. RefSeq lists its product as uncharacterized. NCBI's taxonomy places the organism in Eukaryota, Metazoa, Xenacoelomorpha, Acoela, Convolutidae. Gene Ontology annotation, cellular component: plasma membrane. The record is from RefSeq and is a predicted model, not a curated record. The coding region runs from base 5 to 1759 and encodes 584 amino acids. The transcript has 4 exons.
GCAGAUGAAAGACGGUUCACGACAAAAAAUAACGCUACCCUGGGCAGAAGAGUUCAGCAUCGAGACAAUAUGUGAUUCCUUCCCAGUUGUAACUGAUGGGUCUCUAAUUCACUGGUCAUUCCUUCUCGUGUUAUUAGUAACAGCAGUCUACUUGUUCUCAUUUGGAUAUCGCUUCUACAGAUUCUCGUCCUUUCUUAUAGCCGGAUUGCUAGGAGCUGUUUUCAGCUACCUUCUCUGCGCUUCAGAAAACAUUCUAGAGCCUUACAUUAAUGCUGCAAUUGCAAUAGUUUGCGGUCUUCUUUGUGCUGUUAUUGCUUCACUUCACUCCAAGCUUGGCUUUUUCCUAACGGGAUUUUGCGUGGGGUCAAUAACUGGUGCAUAUUGCGUGGUUGCGGUGGCAUUGCUAGCCUCGUUCAAAGCACUGUGGUUUGGCCUGACAGUGUGUUUUAUGUGCGGCAUCUUUGUGGCUCUUCUGUCCUUGUUGAGACAAAAGUUGUUUUCGAUCGCCAAUACGAGUUUCGUGGCUGGUUUUCUGGUAUUUGUCAUCGCCGAUUACAUGCUGGAACAGCUGGUAUUGGCGCAUUACGGUUGGGUCAUCCUGAUACAAGCCCAGUCCCCGGCUGUGUGUGCCUACAGCUGGGUCUCCCUCUGUGUCUGGCCAAUCGUGUUGGUCAUCGGAAUAAUCGUGCAGUACGGCAAAACAGCACGUUACUUCGAUCACCUCGAGGACAAGAAGGCAUUCGACGACAAUGGGGACAACGACACUCCGAAGAAGAGCUUGAAUGGCACUCUUAGAAAUGGAAAGUCCAUCACGCCAGAGGGAUCCAGUGCUAAGAGUGGGAAAGCCACUCUGCGACAGUACAGUGGAACUCGUUACACUGGCGACAUCGUUCCCAAAAAUUUGACUGGAAAUAACGCGCUGCCAACGACUAUGCGAACAGCUGCUCGGAUGAGAGCGAUGGCGCAGAAUGCGGGCACUUUGGCGGCUGGCUUCCCCGCCGGAAUGGAGUUGGGGCCGGAGUACCAGGUGAUGGGGAGCACUGUGUACUACGGGGACAACUACUCGGACUAUGGGGGAGCCAUGGGCCCGGCAAGACCUGCGGGGGGUCCCAUGAACAGCACCAUGCCAGGAGGCCCUCCAGGUCCUCAACGAGGUCGAAGGCGAGCGGCAGGAGCCAAGCGUCCAGGCACCAAUGACUCAUCGCUUUAUGAAGACGUGAAUGACGAAGACCAGUACUGUGCAAUCGACUACGAUCAGAUCAAGAACUACGAGUACGGAUACGCUCAAUACGGACCCGCUCAAUACGGACCGGCAUACAUGGGGCCUCAGACCAGUUCUGGCCUGGACGCACAGCAGCUGGUGAUGCUACAGCAGCAGCAGAUUUACAGACAGCAGCAGUCUAGAACGAGCACUCUGGGAAGCAUGCGCGGAGGAGACGGAGGAGGCAUGUACCACAGGAUUCCCAACAGUCCCUCGGGAGGAGGAGCAUACCAGGCACCCGUCGCCACUUCUCAAAAGGACGCGGCCAUGACUUCUAACGAUGCGAUCCAGAUGGACAACAUGAAACAAAACGUCGCUGGGGGUUCCAUGGCAAACGGGGGAGCCAAUGGAUUCCCACCCACACGAAGUCCCCCUUCGAUGCAAAGGGGUCCCACUAGAGCUCCGCCCCCUCCCCCCAAUGGUCUAGCAAGUGGGCCGCCGAACAAUGACGACGACUACAUGGAACCAGUACUGUCAUCUAGCACGUCCAAAGUUUAAUGUGCACGUCGUCAAUGCAAUGGUAUGAAGAAAUAUUGGCUGCUGCCUCUCAAAUCUAUCCAUCAAUUGAUGACAGGCCUCUAGUUGAGGUCUAUGUUUAAAAUAUAUUUUGUCAUGCAGCAUGAAACUGGUCUUUUCUACCGUUCUGAAACGUACGUUCAAAAUCAAAGGUGCUCAGAAUAAUCUCCUAAGCGCUAGCCUGAUAAUUAAUUUCUAAGUCUGCUGCUGUCGUAGUUAGUGCUUAUUUCUAUUAAACCACGGUAGUUGUCGUUUUUCUAUCCUUUGUAAAACUCAAACAGACGUUUAAUUAAUUCGUUCCAUUUUGUAAUUUUCACAUAUUUAUUGAUGAAUUUGUAAAAUUCAUGGAGAACUUAUUCAUGUAUCAUUCAAAGUCGCGCUUCUUUCCCUCAAUUUAGAAAUUUUGGCUUGAUCCUAAUUUGCAAUUGGCGCGUUUUGAAAGAACAUUAAAUUGGUAGUAAUUGAAUUACAAUAUAAAUGUAAUAAAUUUGUGUCGUUUUCAAGUGUUAGAUAGCCGUUUUCUCUGUUAAAUGUUAUCAAAACAAGGAUUUAAUCCUUCAAAUUGAAGUUGUUUUCUUACUGCCCAAUCCCCCGUUAGUUGGAACUCGUUCUUUUCGCUUCUGACAAUCUGAAAUGUUUCUAAAUUCUAUGUCUACCCUGAGCUUUGCCUGCCUGCCUGCAUGGCUUUGAGGCCGUUAAGAGGCUUUCUGAAGUGAAGUGAGGACAACAGCCUGAAUAGAUUGACCCAUUUCUUUUUGGGGAAUGAGAGAAGACGCCAUAUGUUUAUCUGCCUUUCGCCCAACUCAACUGAACUCAACAGCCUGGGCUUCCCUUUUAAGCUUAGCACUUAACGGUCUGAUUGUGCAAUGAUUCAUAAAUACUCCAAAAAUCAGGAAAUACUUUUCUUUACAAUUUCAUAUGGGUUUGUAUCGCGUAUUAAUAAGAACAAUCAAAAACGGUCCAAGUAUGUACAUCAGAAUUUGGGUUCUACGAGUUUACGGGAGGUAUUUUAACUGCAAUUUAUGCUCUAGAUUGACCGUUAAACCUAAAUUUCAUCAUUUCAUCUUUGAACUGAAGCCUUUGAGUACAGAGACAAAUUGAGUGAUAUGAAAUGAAAACAGUUGAAGUGAAGAUUUGGUGAAACUUGAAAUUUCAUUUGACUUAAAGUAGGAAAUUAAGCUAAAGUUGUUGAUGAACCCAUAUGGAACAUGUAUUCAAUAUGAAUUGCGUAAAAGGUGCUGUUAGUUUUUUCUCGAUCGAAGAGAAGAAAGAUAUGGAAAGAUAGAUGAAAUGGAUCUUGUCAACAUCCCACUUUGGUAAACUGUACCGAAUGAAUAUCCACCCUUGUAAGAAAUUAGGCCAACGGUUAAGCAUACACUAAAAAUGUAAACCAUUGCCCCGGCAAUGGAGCAUAGUUAACAAGGUCCGGAAACUUCAUCCAAGUUUUAUUAUAGUUUCUAUUUUGUUCAACAGCUUUGCAGGUGCUCCAAUUUUUAUUUCUGAUAGCGCCUUUUGUAUUGAAGUCAAUUAGGUGUCUGAAAAAAAAACCUGAUUGCUUCUCUAAAAUAUUGGACUAGGAGUUUACAUGAAUACACAACUGUUGCUGUUUCUCUUGCAGAUUGGCACAAUGCUAGAGCUGAACUACUAUCCAUAAUCCAUCCAUAUAUCCACCCGGUUAAUCACCGCAUACUGUUUAUAUGGUGCAAAUUGAAGUGUGGCGAAUAAAUCAUUAUUUUUGUAUAAACAAUGUACUUAAUGAAUUUGCAUGUCAAAUGUAGUAUGUUAAAUUGGGCCAAAAAUGAAGCGAUGGCUGAAGUUGAGCCUGUGCAAUAUCAUAGGUUUUACACUUAUUCUUAUUGUAUGAUAUGGUACAUUACAUUACACCACAAACUACCUUUACCUUUAGCAUAACACCACUGUGAGCAUUAGAGUUUAUAAUAUAAGUGAAAAUGCAGAUUCAAUAGAUCUCAAUUUACAUGCCCGUCUUUUUAUUAAUUAAUACACAAUAAUUUAUAUUUCAAA